GCUGUCACCUCGUCCGAACACAGGAACGAACCCCAUCGUUUGUUGAUGAAAUGAGAAGUGUCAAACGAAAUGUUUCAAUGCUGCAACUUUACAUGUACACUUACCAUGUGGUGUUGUAAUCCUGAAAAUGGAAGAAUCUGAGUCUUUCUGGUCAGUUCAGAUGAACAACUGUCAGUGAUUUUCACAAGUCUCUUUCGUUCUUCCCUAUUUGUACAAUGAGGAAGGUACUGAAUUUUGUAAAGGGCAAGCGUGACGAGAAGAAGGAUACGUCCUUGUCCCUAAAUGUGGCCAAUAUAUCGGUCGAGAUAACAGAUCCUGCUGGUGUUACAACACCCAGCGAUGACUAUGAUUUUGUGGGAACCACUCAACAAUGUACUGAUUAUGAAGUUGAUCUAUCAGGCAAAGAUAAAUCAAUCACUAAGCUUCACAAAGCCUCUUGGGUUGGAAAUUUAGAAAAAGUGAAAUCACAUUUAAAAAAGAUUGAUGUGAAUAUUGUGGACAACUCAAAUCGCACACCAUUGCAUCUUGCUGCUGCCCAGGGACAUACACAUGUUGUUUGGUUUUUGCUUUCAAAUAAAGCCCAGAUGGAUAUUAUUGAUGUGGGUGGAAAGACUUCACUUCUAAAGGCUGUUGAGGGUGGCUACAAGGAAAUUGUGAGCAACAUGCUUGAAAAGGGAGCAGAUCUAAACUUGAAGGAUGCCGAUGAGAAUACUGCACUUCACAUCGCAACAAAACUGGGCUACUAUGAUAUUGCAACAGUCCUCCUUAAAAAUGGUGCUAAUUUUGAAAGUGCAAACAAGAAAGGAGAAUACGCGCUACACAUUGCAACAACAGCUGAGCACAUGGAUUUAGUUGAGCUCCUACUUCGAUAUGGAGCAGCUGUUAAUGUCACUGAUCUUGAUGCAAGGACACCUUUAAUGCUCGCUGCUCGGUGUGGAAAUGCUCCUUUGGUGGAAUUGUUUUUGGAGUAUGGAGCCAAAAGAGACAUGGUUGAUAACAGCAGCUUCACAGCUCAGGACUAUGCCAUAAAUAAGGGAUACAGUGAUCUGGCAGCAUUGUUAGUCACAGCAACAAUGGAAAGGAUCGAAGAGGAGGACAAACUAGAGGACACUGAAACUGACUCAAGUCCUCAACAUAUGGACAAACAGAAGUCUGUCUCUUCAGGAUCCCUUGUCCCUGCUACUGGGAGUAAUGUGGAUGUCUCUGAUGAGCUUGUUGAUGUUGAUAGCUGGAAUGAUAGCCAGUCAGAAUCCAACAACAAAGAGACAAAGAUUCCCCAUUCCAAGCUCAAGAAAUUCCUAUCACCCUCAUCUGAUGACGAGAUAAGCAAUGAACAAAGUCCCGCUAAAGAGGAAAAGAAUGUGCAUGAUUCCCCUAAUUCAUGUGUAAUACCUCCUCCGCUUAAACCUCCUCGCAGUUGGGACCUAAUUCAAGCUGGAAUGAUUGAUGAUAACACAGGUUCAGAGGUGAAACGCUGCAGUUUGACUGCGUUGGGCACUCUACGGUCACGAAGAGAAAGCUUUAAUGACUCUGUUAAAAGUGAUCUUGAAUCUCCUAUGAGUCUCAAAGACUCUGCUGAUACCAAAGACAUGGACAAAGGGGAAGUUGUCACAUCGAAAACAAAUUCAAGCAGCAAAGUUGCUGACACAACUGUACUGAAAAGAGACAAGAGUGACUUGUCAGCUGUUGAGAGUGACUGGGAUAGUGAUGAAAGUUUGCCUUUAGAUAAAAGCGCAACUGCAGGAUCUGCUGAAAAGAUGCAACUUUCCCCGAAGCUCACCCACAAAAUAUCAGUUGACAUUCAUCAUGAACUGCCUGAUGAUGAUGACUUGCCUGCACCUCCGUCACCAUCACAACUUGAAGUGCCAGAAGAUUCAGGAUUUUUGCAGGUUGCUAAUCAAUCUGCUCCUGGAUCUGGUGCUGUAAGUCCAGAGCCUGUGAGUGAAAAGAGAGCAAGGAUGCUCCUUAUGCAGAACCAACAAUCUGUAGAGCUGACUCUGACUGAUGAUCGAACUGAGGAUAAAUCUGAUCAUAGUGAAGGUUCUCCUUCAGCGUUGCCAAAAGACGGAGAAAGUGAAAAUAAUGAUCAUCCUGGCUCCCCCUCAGUGGCUGGUACUCUUGGCCGUGAUGGAACAAUGCUUGGAUAUGAUGAAAUGUGGGAGUCAAAUGCAGCAUUUGCUCCCUCCAGCCCAACUUCACUUACCCAAGAAGCAGCUCUACCUACAAGCCACAGUCUCCCCAGAAUUGAUGAGAAAGUAGAGACAAGUGAAGGAGAGCAGUCUCCAAGCUCGCAGAUAAUUAUUGAUCUCAAUGUGCCAAAAAUAACAGAAAUUUCAAGCAGUAUUGAUAUAUUGACAUCACCUGUCCUCAAAUCCAUCAGCUCUAUUCCUCCACCCGUGCCAUUGGCAGUUGUAGGAAAGAGUGAGGAGGUGGAAGAUUUAACUAAAAAAGUUCAAGAUUCCAAAUUUUCUGCAAAACGGCAUGUGCGUAACAAGUCAAUAUUUCAGCUGCCUUUACAAAGUGAACCAACCCAGCCACCUGAACCUUCCAUUCCUCAACUUCAAUUACCAUCAGCUCAAGCACUCCAUGAUCAGAUUAUUAAUAGACAAUUGGAAUGUUAUGAUAUUGCUAUCAGAGAUCUUGCUGCCUCAAGCCCCUCCAAACGAGAAUCCCCCAUCACGGACAACUUAAACCCCAUAACAAUUCAGGCUUUGAAAUCGACACAAACUGUACAUUCCGAAUCUUUUGUUGACAAAGGUCAUCGAAUUAUGCCUGACCUUUUGGCUGGGUCGAAAGUUGCUGCACUUGCUGCUGCAUUUGGUGGAGAAUCAAAUCAGAGUAAGAAGGCCUCUGAACAGCCGAUCGUUGGUGAAGCAGUACCUGCUGCCGUACUGGAAGAAGGUGUUGAAGAAGAGGAAGAAAUAGAGUCAGAUGAAGCCUAUACCUCUCAAAUACAAGGGGGUCCAGAGAAGCCUCUCAGAAAAAAGCGGAAAUCACUUCUUGCUAUGCAAAAACUGGAGCCUACAAGCUCACAAGGCUCUCGGGGGUCACAAAGCAAUGAGAAAGUUGAUGAAGGUGUCAGCUCGUCUGAUUCUGAUGAUGAACCAGCCUAUUGGGGCUCAGCCGGUAUGAGCAAGGUUUUGAGGCAGUCAACUGUCAUCAAAAAAGGCGAUGUUGAUCCACAAAACGCUUUGUCCCAUGAAAGUUUCUCUCUUGAAGAUAUUGAACACACAAGCACCUCUGGCAGUAGUAAUGAGGAUGUAACCGCUCCAGUUGAAGACGUUGCAGGAUCAGGAAAGACUGCAGGUUCCGUCAAAACAGGUGGAGAUGAUACAAAGCUUUCAGUUGUUGAUUCAGAUGCUGAAAGUUGUGCUUCACAGACUGAUGAAACUCUAUCUCAUUCUUAUGCCAAGAAUCAUGAAUCCCUAUUAAAGCAUCAUCUUCAAGUUGUCACUGAAGAACGUGGUCGUUUGGCUGAGACAACAGUUGAACUGGGAGAGAAAACAGAACGACUAAUGUAUGAGCUGGCUGAUGCCCGAGAGGCUGCAAGAGCAAGGGAUGAAGUCAUAUCAAUGCUUCAAACUCAGCUUCAGCACCUAGAGGAGAGCCAUAUUAAAGGUCUUGAAGAGGUUCAGACUCACAGGUUCCACCUUGACAGCCGAGACCAGGAGUUACGUCAUUUAGAAGAAGUUUGCCUAAAGGCUCAAGAGGAAGCUACCCACUUGAAAGAAAUUAUACGCCUCAAAGACAAAGAAAUCGCUAACCUGACUCAGAUGCGGGCAAGUAGGGAUGAAGAGGCACAAAUGCAAUCCAUGGCACGGAACAAAGAUAAAGAUAUGACAAUAAAUGAACUGAGAAUACAUUUGAAAUAUGUUGAGCAAGAAAGGGAUAGGUUGAAAGAAACUUUGGUUGCAAUGGAGCACCAGCAAGCAAGCCUUCAGGCUCGCACAGAAGCUUUAGUUGAGGAUAACGCCCGCACAAGUGCCCAGUUAUCUAAUGAUCUGCGAAAUGCACAAGAGGAAACAAACAAGUGGAGGAACUUAUAUGAGUCAUGUCUUUUAAAACUUGAAGCUAUGGAUUCCACUCAAGUGAAAGUUCUCCUAGAUGCUAAAAGUAGUAAAAAAGAAGCAGCUUACCAGAAAGAAAUUCUUAGUGCAGUUGAAAGACUAGAAAAGGAAAAGGACGCAGAUCGAAAAAUUUGGCAAGCAAAGAUCAAGGAUGAGGUGGCGAGUGCUGUGCAUUUGUUGAAGUCUGAGUACGAAAAAGUGGAGGAAACAUUACGGAAGCAUAAUGCAACUCUCGAAGCAAUGGUAGAAAAGCUUCAAAUUAAUCAUGAUAUUGCGAUAAAGAGACAAGAAUCUUUGGAAAACCAACUCAGAAGUGCUCAAAAUGAACUCCAACAGAACAAGAGGGAGAUAUCAGAAGUAUCUCAACUUCAACUUGAAUUUUCUCGGAUGAAACAUCAGGCAGCUACAGAUCAAAACAAACUAAAGACUCUAGAGUCCGAACUGGACUCUAAAGAGCAAUCUUUAAUAGACCUGAGGAAAACCCUUGAAAUUGUUCGACAAGAGAAGAAAGAAUUGUCUUCUCUGCUUUCAUCUAUGUAUCAAAAGAAAGAUAGUGUUGAAGACACUACUGAUAUCAGUCAGGCUUUUGUGGCUACUAAUGAAGAAACAGGAAAAUGUCAAGACUUGGGAACAUACCCUAUAGAUGAUUAUCCAAAAUUACUCAACGAUUUACUCAAAGAAAAUGGAGAUCUAAAACACAAAAUAGAUCAACUAAACUCACAGAUUAGACAUCUGCACAUAGAGCACACUGCAACGUUAGAGCAGCUUAAUCUCGAGAAAGCCAAAAAUAGUGCUGUGAAAUUUGUUGACAAUCAAGGUGCUGCUGUAAUCAAAGUGACACAAGAGCUAGAGAAUAGCUUCCGACAAGAGAAGGAAGAACUUCUGAAGCAAAUAACUGAUCUCAGAAUGAAACUCCAGAAAAGAGAUAGCUCUCCCAGUUCUGCAAAUUUAUGCAAUGCAUCUGCAAUGACUGACCAAGUACGUUGGAAUCAGUCCGGGUUGAUGGGUGUAGUGCAAAAGCAAAAGGAAGAAAUAGAAAAUCUUAAAUCAGAAUGCACCAAGUUAAGAUCUUCCAGCAAAAGUCCGUCCCCAUCACCAAGCAACAUACCCCCAGAAAUAAAACCAAGACCUGGUAAACCAUCACCCAAAUCACCUAGGACUACACCUGACACAAUAGACUUGUUGAAAUCCACAAAGAAGGAGGAAGAAUUGUCAAAUGUGCAGUCAAAAGAAUUUCUUCAGCCAUAUGUUUGCAAGAGAUGCAACAGCUCAUUUUCCCCUAACAAGCACUUCACAGGUGUGAAUCAGAAAUUGAGUAGUGCAGAGACCCAAACAAUUGAAGGUUGUGAAUCGCCAGCACACACUUCAAAAUGUUCAUCGCCACGCCACAGUUGGAAUCAAAAGACUGGAAGCAACAUUGAACAGGAACUACAAGCCCAAGCUGAAAAGUGCUUGAAACAUCAGCAAAUGAUUGCUGGUCUGAAAUCUGAGCUUCAGCUUUUGCGUGGUGGAAGUGGUGACUGUGACUACCAAUACAACUUGCAAAAGCAGGUUUCUGAUUUACAACAGAAAAUUAAAGAUGAAAUGGCUCUCCGCUCAAGUCUUGAACUUCAAAUGAACAAAAUGAAGUAUGAGGUGCAGGAGAAAGGCCAAGUUGAAAAAGAAUUGCAGAAGCUGAAAGGGCGGCUUGAAAAGGAUUUUGUGUCUCGACGUGAACUGGAUCAUUUUAAAAUGCAGGCAAGAUCUGAUGAGACCUCAGAGCUCACUACAAAGCUCGCUCAAGUGAAUAAGUUACUUCUCCAGCAGGCACAUGAUCGCUCUUCAGGCAAAGCGAAAGAAAGCGUUGAAGCACAGAUUCACAAAGAAUAUGAAGAAACUCAACAAUAUCUAUCUUCAGAGCUUGCUAAAGUACAGGCUUCUUUGCAAGCUAAGGAAAGUGAAGAGAGGGAACUCAAACUGAAAUGUGAAAAAUUGUCUCGAGAAUGUGACAAAAAGAACGAGCAGAGGAGAAAGAUGCUGAUUGAAAAAUCUUACAAUCUGGGACAGCAGUUCACGAAGGAGAAAUUUUCCUCAGCCACAGAGCAGAAGCCAAAUUCUUCUGUUCCCCCAGAGUCUUCCCUCUCUAACAAGCAUCCCGUCAAAGAACCAAUAGUUCCCAAGGAGAAUCCCUACUCUCAGCUCUUACGUAAAGAAGUCAAGAAAAAUGCUGAAAAGUACAAAGUGUCCGAGCCAAUUUCGGACAUCUCUUCAGGAGUAAAGGCAGAAGAACACAUGGUGUACUUAAAGAAGAAAUACUGCUUGCCAUAAUUGUCUUGAAGACUGUCCUCUUGAACAUGAGAAGGGAACUGCUAUCACAGAAUAUGCACUUUGUUGAUGUUUUUGCAAUGUUACUGAUCUGUGAUUGUGGUCCUUUACAUUGUGGUCUUUGAGAUUAUUUCAUUAUUAGUAAGUAUGACUCUUAAUUCCCCUUUUCCUGUCUUUUCUUAACUUUCCUCUACAUGAGGCAAUUAUGCCAAAAUGCACUCAUUAUUCAUGUACGUUCAUCCUGCCAAAGAAAGUCCACCUAGUCAUUUUGAUCUUUCCAUAUUUUUAUUAACUUAUAUUGUGUACUUUAUUGGAAUAUUCCAUUUGUGUAGCUAGUCAUCUUCUCUGUCAUGUGUGUUAGUUGUCGCUUUAGCAGUUUAGUGAAACACAUGUAAGUGAUACAGUUCUAUGUAAGGCUGACAUUUGAAACCUGUUGCCAACUUUUUCUAUUGUAAACAUUACAAAUCUGAAACGUAACUAGUCAAGUGAUAUAUGUAGGUACAAAUCUUUUCUUCCCUUUUGCUCUCCUUAGAUUUUUGUUUUCAAGAGAGGCCUAUUCAGAAAUAGGCAAUGCAACUAGUCAAGUAAAAACACCAUGUGAACUUUCAGGAUGUCUUGAAGAGUGCUGCUUAUGUCACAGCUGAAGUGAAAUGAGCAGCACUUGGUUAUCCUCUUUUCACUAUUUGCCUCAAAGUCAAAUUUGGCAUUUUAAAUGUGUUUGUUUGUGUUUGUUCAUGAUGUGGAACUGAGGUUCUUCCAUCUAGUUUUUUAAAAGUUCAAAGUAAGAUAAUGCCAAGUUCAAAUUGGUGCUAAGCUGAAGAGUGAGUAUUAAUAUAGUCUUUCCUGAGAAUUGGCUUUGCCAUCAUCUCUGUUAUUUUCAAGAUAUUUGUAAUUUAGUAGUCUGAUUAAUGUAUACUCAGCACAUAUAGUGUAUUAUAAGACUAUCGCACAACUUUUGCCCUAGGCAGGAAAUUAUCCAGAUUGUUGGGUAAAAAAAAGUACAGACUGUUUUUGAACCAGAUUUUCUUAAUUUAUUCUGUUGGACCAUAGCUUUUUACAGUUCUGUGUGCACUGUAAUUGGUUUACUUGUUUUCUCAUAGACUCAAUUGUUAGAUAAGUCUUUUCAAAUUGGUUCUAGAUGAAGCUGAUUCAUAACUUAGAUGACAACUAUUAGAAUGGUCAAAUGUUGCUUUUUAACGCCCAUUGUCCUAAAAUACCUCACCAUCUUUAUUGAUUCAACAUUUUAUUUUAUUCGAUUGCCUGUGUGACAUUUGUUCAUUCAUCAUUGUCUUUCAAAAUUGUGUCAAAACUCAUAAGCCACACAAUGACCAUUGUUGGGUGGUAUAUUGUGUGUUCUUCACUGUUCUUAAGAAUUCUUGUACUUUUGUGCAAUUUUAUCAUUAAUUUAGUGAAGCUUUGUGUCAACAUUACUUCAUAGGUUUUAAACCAAAGAUGCAGUACUAUAUGUGUCAUUUUCCUUAUUUUAGCCUGACUAUUAUUUCCAUGAAACAAAUUGGUUAAAAAAAAAUCAUGCAUCAUUGAUGAAAGAGGGCCCUUUUGGAGCCCAAGCCACAGUGUUUUUACAGGAAGACAAUGGUAACACCAGUUGCUUAUUGAAUUCCUGAAAAUUAUCCUGCUUACCUUUUAUUGGUUUCAUUUCUAUGUCCUGUCAAAUGUGUUUGUAUGUUAACCAUUUCAUCAGUGCUUUACACAAAUUAGGUCAUUUUUUUCUGGUGUGCUGAGCUAUUACAGAUUUUUGCUCAAAUAUUAAGUAGCUCUUGUUUUGUCUUUUAGAAACAUCAGUACUUAGAAGAAGAAUUCUUUAUCCAAGUAAUCUUUAUUUACUAUAUUCAGUAUUAUUAUGUGGCGUGAAUGUGGCACUUUAUGUCUUGAAGGUAGCAAUGUCAUUAUUUCUAGAGUCAAUGUGUCAAAUUCAGAUCUAAAUCUAAAUGUACUACACUAAUUUUCUCUCUUUUCUCAAAAGUAUUGUGGUUUGUGGUUAAAACAAAGUUUUUCCUUUAAUCAGCUGGUUUGAUGUCUAAUAAUCUAAAAGUAACAAUAUUUUAUGUUGUGUUUCUCAAAAUUUAUCUUUGUUCAGCCCAUGUGAAAUCAAAACACACAUAAAAGGGCCUGAUUUUAUCCACCCUGAAAGAAUUUGAUACUUUUGUGGCCCUUCUUUUAACACAUUUGCUGCUAAACUAUGCAGUGCACGAUUUUGACACAGUGAUUGUAAACCGAAGUGGUGAGCACACUAUUAAGAACGAAAAAAUCGUGGAAAGUUGACUCAUUUUUAGCAUGUUCUCAGUGUUAUAUGUAUUGAUGCAAACUAGAAAAGUUUUAAUAAAUAUAUCCUGUUUAA
Messenger RNA from Thrips palmi, 8730 nucleotides. Its product is annotated as ankyrin repeat domain-containing protein 26-like. The transcript is spliced from 23 exons. Gene Ontology annotation, molecular function: protein binding. NCBI's taxonomy places the organism in Eukaryota, Metazoa, Arthropoda, Insecta, Thysanoptera, Thripidae. The record is from RefSeq and is a predicted model, not a curated record. Bases 216 to 6374 code for a protein of 2052 amino acids.